AUGCCAGUUACAUUCAACGUCGAAGUCCCGGUCGAGGACCUGAAAGCACCCGAAAUCGGCCACGGUGGGUACCAAGGCCUAAACCCGCGCACCGAAGUCCUUCGCAAAGGCCACCAAACAGCUCCCGGCCGCCGCGCCCUGCCCUGCGAUAUCCAAAUCGACCACGAUGUGGCCAUCAAGGUUCGUGACGGAUGCACACUCUACGCGGACAUCUAUACACCGCCCAACGCGCCGGCUCGCUCCGUCCCCGCAAUCCUCUGCUGGAGCCCGUUCGGCAAGAAAUUCAACGGCAUCGACUCCCUCCGUUUGAUGACCCCAUGGAAUCUCGGCAUCCCCGACGGAACACUGAGCGGGCUCGAAAAGUUCGAAGCGCCUGAUCCAGCCGAGUUCGUGCCGCAUGGAUACGCAAUCAUCAACGUUGAUUCCCGCGGAGCAUUUGACUCCGAGGGGUGCAUGGCUAUUAUGGGAACACAGGAAGCGCAGGACGGAUAUGAUGUUAUCGAGUGGCUCGCGCAACAGGAAUGGUGUAAUGGAAGCGUGGGCAUGGCAGGCAACUCGCAUCUGGCAAUCGUCCAAUGGUUCAUUGCUGCCCUGCAACCGCCUUCGUUGAAAGCCAUCGCACCCUGGGAGGGCUGCGGGGAUCUCUAUCGCGAACAGUUUGCCCGUGGUGGAAUCUACGGCGGCGAUCUGUUCGACCACCUGAUUGUGAAAUACAUGCUGCGCGGCCGCAACGGCAUGGAAAGCUUCCGCAAGAUGUUCGAGAAGCAUCCGCUAGCAAACGACUGGUGGAACGACAAGCGACCCGAUAUGAAGAAAAUCAACAUUCCUACGUAUAUUACUGCCACCUAUACGAACACAAUGCACGGAAUGGGGAGUCUCCGUGGAUGGCUCGAGGUUCAAUCUGCGCAGAAAUGGUUGCGGUGGCAUCCGUACCAAGAGUGGUUUGAUCUGUGGGGGAAUCCCCAGGCGAAUGUUGAACUUCUCUCAUUCUUUGACCGGUACCUAAAGGGCAUUCAGAAUGACUGGGAACAAACGCCUCGAGUGCGCAUGGCAGUUUUGAGGUACGGCGAGGCAGAUCCCUGGGACGGCAUCGUGGAGGAGGGUUUCCCGUUGGCUAGAACCAAGUAUCGGAAUGCGUACCUUGAGAAAGAAGGAAACCUGCUGCUUGAUCAUCCCUCGCCAUCUCCUGGAGCAGUAUCAUACAACGCCGAGGACCCCACCGACUUCGCAAAAUUCACAUACACCUUUCCCACCAGGACGCAGCUUGUCGGUAUCCCAAAGGCAGUGCUGUACAUGCACUGUGACGAUCACGAUGACAUGGAUGUCUUCCUAGUCCUCAGCAAGCUCUCGGCAUCUGGUGAGCUCAUGUUCAACCUUAAUAUUCCGUGGAAGGGUCUUCCAGUUUCGACCAUCGAUGAGAUUCCAGCCGACAAGCGCACCGAGGUAAUCCUCUACCAGGGACCAACGGGUAUUUUGCGAGCAUCUCAACGCUCAAUUGAUACUUCGAAAUCAAUGCACCCGAAUUGGCCAUUUUACCCGAAUGACAAGCAAGAAAAGAUCGCGCCGGGCACAGUAGUGCGUUUGGAAAUUGGCAUUUGGGCUAUGGGUGUCCAGUACGAAGCUGGAGAGAGCCUGCAGCUCCGCGUCAGUGGGCAUUACCAGGGUUUCUCGAAUUUCGGUACCCAUGAGCAUGUGCAAAACAAGGGGAGACACUGGGUCCAUGUUGGCGGAGAGUAUAAUAGCCAUCUCGUGCUUCCGUUUGCAUAG
Molecule: messenger RNA, 1767 nt
Organism: Aspergillus calidoustus
Lineage: Eukaryota; Fungi; Ascomycota; Eurotiomycetes; Eurotiales; Aspergillaceae
Source: the annotation of a GenBank genome assembly